Molecule: messenger RNA, 1634 nt
Organism: Pseudopodoces humilis (Tibetan ground-tit)
Lineage: Eukaryota; Metazoa; Chordata; Aves; Passeriformes; Paridae
Gene: PHF10
Product: PHD finger protein 10
Cellular component (GO): npBAF complex
Source: RefSeq, a predicted model, not a curated record
GCGGCGGCCAUGGCGGCCGUGCUGUCCCCGCGCCUCUGCGACAGCGACCCGGCCACGCCCGGCGCGCAGUCCCUCAAGGAUGACACAGAAGAAAAUUCCAAUGAUGGCAGCCAGCCGUCCAAAAGACGGCGUAUGGGCUCAGGGGACAGUUCUCGGAGCUGUGAAACUUCCAGUCAAGACCUUGGGUAUAGUUAUUUUCCUGCUGAAAAUUUGAUAGAAUACAAAUGGCCACCUGAUGAAACAGGAGAAUAUUAUAUGCUUCAGGAGCAAGUCAGUGAAUAUUUGGGUGUGACUUCCUUUAAAAGAAAAUAUCCAGAUUUAGAAAGGCGUGAUUUAUCUCACAAGGAGAAACUCUACCUCAGAGAACUAAAUGUUAUCACAGAGACUCAGUGCACACUAGGUCUAACAGCUUUGCGUAGUGAUGAAGUAAUUGAUCUUAUGAUUAAAGAAUACCCUGCCAAACAUGCUGAGUAUUCUGUUAUACUGCAAGAGAAAGAACGGCAGCGAAUAACAGAUCAUUACAAGGAGUACUCUCAAAUGCAGCAGCAGAACACACAGAAAGUAGAAGCCAGCAAAGUUCCAGAAUAUAUUAAAAAGGCUGCCAAGAAAGCUGCAGAAUUCAACAGCAAUUUAAACCGAGAGCGGAUGGAAGAAAGAAGAGCCUAUUUUGAUUUACAGACACAUAUUAUCCAGGUGCCUCAAGGAAAAUACAAGGUCUUGCCUACAGAGAGAACAAAGGUUAGUCCUUAUCCAGUGGCUCUCAUACCCGGCCAGUUCCAGGAGUACUACAAAAGAUACUCUCCAGAUGAACUUCGUUAUCUGCCAUUAAACACAGCUCUUUAUGAACCUCCUUUGGAUCCAGAGCUGCUUACACUGGACAGUGAUGGAGAUUCAGAUGAUGCAGAGGAAGGACGAGGUGAUGAAAAACGGAAAACCAAAGGCAAUUCGGAUAAUUCGUCUGGCAAUGUAUCUGAAGGUGAUUGCGCCACAGACAACCAGGAGGAUUCUUUUCAGGGAAGACAAAAAACAAGAGACAAAAGUGCUACUCCAAGAAAAGAUGGUUCCAAACGUUCUGUAUUACCUAAAUCAGUUCCUGGGUACAAGCCAAAGGUCAUUCCAAAUGCUAUAUGUGGAAUUUGUCUGAAGGGUAAGGAGUCCAACAAGAAAGGAAAACCUGAAGCUCUUAUACAUUGCUCCCAGUGUGACAACAGUGGCCACCCUUCUUGCCUUGAUAUGACCCCGGAGCUUGUUGCUAUGAUUAAGACUUACCCUUGGCAGUGUAUGGAGUGUAAAACAUGCAUUAUAUGUGGGCAGCCUCACCAUGAAGAAGAAAUGAUGUUCUGUGAUGUAUGUGACCGUGGUUAUCACACUUUCUGUGUGGGGCUUGAUGCUAUCCCUUCAGGUCGCUGGAUUUGUGAUUGUUGUCAGAAAGACCCUCCUGUACCCAGAAGAGGAGGAAGAAGGGGGAAAAGCAGCAAGGAGGGCUAAAAAAGCCCUAGAAACUUGCUGUCCAAAACUUAACUGCACAAAUUAAAGUGAUACUCUGGUGCUAUUUAAUCAACCACUCUAUAAGAGGAGCAAUACCACUUUUUUUUUUUUUCCUUUUUACUAAAUAAACUUUGUCUAUAUAUUGA